AUGACACUAAAACAAUUAACUUUUCGUUUAAAAAAAAAGUCUGCUGGCAGAAAUUCAUCAGGGCGUAUUACCGUUUUUCAUCGAGGAGGUGGAUCAAAGCGAUUGCAUCGAAAAAUUGAUUUUCAACGGAACACUUCGUCUAUUGGCCUUGUACAAAGAAUCGACUAUGAUCCUAAUCGUUCUUCUUGGAUUGCUUUAGUACGAUGGCUUGAAGCAAUGAAACAACCAAAGGCAGCCAAUAGUCAAACAGAAGAAAAAGCCAAGCGUUUUCUUGGUCGAAGAGAACAAAAUCUUUUUUUUUUUGGCCUCUUAUUUUCGUUUUCUUCCCUGUCCAGGAAAGCCCAGAGAAGAAAUUACGUUUUUUUCUCUGCCCUUUUUUCCCUAAAGGCAAAGAGAGAGGCUGCAAUUUUAGGCCCUUUCGGUAGCUUUCUUGAUUUACCUAGGAUAGCUUUAGCCGGGGCAAAGCCCACUUUCUUUGCUUCCCGAAUGAAAGACUUCGGGGAACAUAAUACGUUUUCUAGAAGUGAAGGCGGAAAGUGGAAAACGCAUAGCGGGGUGCAAAGAAUCGAACGCAAAGCGCUUUCUUGGAGAAGCAAUAUAUUUUUUUCUUUUAAACCUAAGCAUAGCGAAGAAGGACCGAUGGUUGGAGCGGGCAAAGUAGAUCGUGCACCUUUCACUUAUAUAUUAGCUAGUGAUCAGUUAGAAGCUGGCAAGACGGUAAUGAAUUGUGAUUGGUCUAAACCUUCGACUUCGUUCGACCAACAUCAAUCUUCCCAUAAUUUGCUAGCCCAUAACGACCUUCGGUUCCAAAACCACUUUGUUCACACAACAAAUGAAGGCCAAAGGUCCCUUAGGGUGGAAGAGCCCACGCGGCGUAGUCAGGCUGCUUCUGGGCUACGCCCGGGGGGGAACUACGCUUCAAGUGAGAAUAAAAACAUACUUGAUUCAUAUUAUCAAAUGGUAGGAAAUUGCGUAUCAUUGGCUAAUAUACCCAUAGGCACAUGGGUACAUAAUAUUGAAUGGAAUCCAGGUCAAGGCGCAAAGUUGAUUCGAGCUGCAGGGACCUUUGCUCAAAUAAUUAAGAAAUUCGAAAAUACACCACAAUGUAUCGUGCGAUUACCUUCGGGUGUUGACAAACUCAUAGAUUCCCGAUGCCGAGCUACUGUCGGUAUAGUGUCCAAUCUUCAUCAUGGUAAACGUAAGCUUGACAAAGCGGGACAAAGCCGAUGGUUAGGCAGACGUCCCAUUGUUCGGGGUGUUGCUAUGAAUCCGGUGGAUCAUCCUCAUGGAGGAGGCGAAGGACGCACGAAAGGAGGUAGACCUUCGGUAUCACCUUGGGGAAAGCCCGCCAAAGGUGGAUUUAAAACAGUAGUAAGAAAACGCAGAAAUUAG
Physcomitrium patens is the source of this 1392-nucleotide messenger RNA. The record is from the annotation of a RefSeq genome assembly. Lineage: Eukaryota; Viridiplantae; Streptophyta; Bryopsida; Funariales; Funariaceae.